Molecule: messenger RNA, 1392 nt
Organism: Exophiala bonariae
Lineage: Eukaryota; Fungi; Ascomycota; Eurotiomycetes; Chaetothyriales; Herpotrichiellaceae
Exons: 1
Coding region: 1-1392 (463 amino acids)
Source: RefSeq, a predicted model, not a curated record
AUGGCGGAAAGAGACUUCUCACACCUGUCAGAUGUUAUGGGGAGCCUGCCCAUGCUGAAGAGGUACAUAGUGAUCUGCCUGGCAUUCGAGCUCGACGACUAUCAGACAACAGCAACUGAUGUGGAAACUGCUCUGAAGGAUGCCCUCACAAGACUGGCAAGCGCGUUCCCUUUUCUCACCGGUCAGGUCGUUAUGGAGGGACGACGGGAAGGCCACAGUGGACGACCCAAAAUCAUUCCUCUCCAGCCGACCAUCAGUCUACAUUCGAAAGACCUCCGGCAUGAUCCUGAAUUCCCCAGCAUGCAGCAGAUGCGUCAAGCCCAAUAUCCUAUCUCCAUGCUCAACGCUGAGGUCUUGAGUCCGGCGAUAGCCGUCAGCUGGUCUUCCGAGGGCUUCGAGAACACCGCCCCUGUCUUCAUGCUGCAGACGAACUUCGUCCGUGGGGGCUUGAUACUGACCGUCGCUGGGAACCAUAUGACGAUGGACAUGACGGGACUGGGGAUGGUCAUCUCGUUGCUCUCCAAAGCCUGCCUCGCCGAACAAUUCUCCGAAGAAGAGAUCCAACAGGGCAAUCGAUCACGAGGAGAUGCUGUCCCAUUACUCGGAGAGGACUAUGAGCCAGGGCCCGAACUCGACGAUGCCUACAUGAAACCGCGCGCGACGGAGGAGAAGAACAACCCGUCUCCCACCUCCGAGCCGACCACCACAUUUUCCCUCCCACAUCCCCCACCAAAAUGGGUAUACUUCAACUUCGGGGCUUCCGCCCUCUCCACCCUCAAGAGACAAGCCAGCAACCAGACCAUCACGCCUUAUAUCUCGACCGACGACGCCGUAGGUGCACUAUGCUGGCAGGGCAUCUCGCGGGCACGCGCCUUACGCCUCGGCGACCAGGUCCGCACAGUGUUCGCGCGACCCAUCAGCGCCCGCAAAUACCUCGGCCUGCAAGGACUCUACAUCGGCCACAUGGUCGACAUGGUAUACAGCACCGCGACGGACGUGCACGCUCACCCAUUAGGCCCCACGGCAGGCCGCCUGCGCAGCCUUCUCCUCGAAGACGCCAAGAUCACACAGCACGUGCGCGCAUUCGCGACGAUGCUGGACCGGCUCGACGAUAAAUCCGUGCUCGUCAACGGUGCAUGCCUGGACCCGCAGCGCGAUAUCGUGCUGUCGUCGUACGCGAACAUCCGCUGCUGCGAGCUGAGCUUCGGGCCGGUGUUGGGCAGGCCCGAUGCGGCAAGACGCCCCAGUAUGCCGCCUUGGCCGUCGCUGUGUUAUUUGAUGCCCAAGUCGCGUGCUGGGGAUAUUGCUGUUGCGUUGUGUCUAAGUGAGGUGGAUAUUGCGGCGUUGAGGAGUGAUAAGGCGUUUACGGAGUUUGCGGAAUACGUGGGCUAA